Messenger RNA from Helobdella robusta, 681 nucleotides. RefSeq lists its product as hypothetical. Bases 1 to 681 code for a protein of 226 amino acids. The transcript is spliced from 5 exons. The record is from RefSeq and is a predicted model, not a curated record. Lineage: Eukaryota; Metazoa; Annelida; Clitellata; Rhynchobdellida; Glossiphoniidae.
AUGCGGCGUUUUCAAAGACAAACGUCAAAAUUUGAACAUGUGUUUAGAUUUUGCAUCCUCAAAAUUUUGUUUAUAGUAAUUAUCGAGCUGCAACAAACAUUGGCCACUGAGUUAGCUCAGUCAGUAGAAAUGCCAUGUCUCGCGCGGCUAUUACGCGACGGCAUGGUUGCCGCGGCGUUCCUUUCUACCGCUUCUUCCGUCGACACGCUCGUCGCCGCCGUUGUCCUCGCUGCGACGGCGAUCGUCGACACGGUAGGGUCAAUGUCGGUCAUCAGCGCCGUCGCGAUCGUACACGCCACCGGUCGCUCGAUACCGCACACCUUCGCCUUCUUCACGCGGGCGGUCGCUUCCCUGGCCGGGACUCGCCGAUCUACAAUAUCUUCUACAAACAUCAGGGUCGGAACAUACGGGCCGGGCGAAAAAGAUGUUUCGCUCUUCUUGCCGGGCGUACGGGCCAACCUUUCCGAACGCUCGCAAGUCUUCUCUCAAACAUUUGUCCUGAAGAACUUCCAAUCUUUCUCCUCUCUCCAUCACUCGUCCAAUAUUGGCUUGCAUUAUAUCAACAACCCCAUCAACUUCUAUUUGAACACUGACAGCUUGGGAGUAUAUACCACUAAAAUUAUGCACGGUUUCAAGUUGGAUCAUAAUAUCCCGUACUAUGAAAAUAACACUGCAUUGUAG